Molecule: messenger RNA, 363 nt
Organism: Colletotrichum truncatum
Lineage: Eukaryota; Fungi; Ascomycota; Sordariomycetes; Glomerellales; Glomerellaceae
Product: mitochondrial 37S ribosomal protein uS13m
Biological process (GO): translation
Cellular component (GO): small ribosomal subunit; ribosome; mitochondrion
Molecular function (GO): RNA binding; structural constituent of ribosome
Source: RefSeq, a predicted model, not a curated record
AUGGUUUUCAUUUUGGGUGUCAACUUUUCCGAGCAAAAGCUCGUCAAGCAGAAAGCUCUCGAGUCCUUCUACGCUCUGGGACCGACCACAUCGCAGCGAAUCCUCGCCAAAUACUCGAUCCACCCCUUCGCCAAAGUCGGAUCCCUUGCCCCCAGAACCGUCACGGCCCUCACCGCAGAACUUUCGACGAUGACGAUAGAAAGCGACGCGCGCAAGGUAAUCCAGCAAAAUGUUGCGAGAUUAAAGGACAUGGGAGCCUAUCGAGGAAGACGACACGCCAUGGGUCUGCCCGUAAGAGGACAGCGGACGAGGACCCAAAUUGAGACGGCAAAGAAGUUGAACCGCGCCACCAGAAACAUGUAG